UAUUAUAGGACGGAGGGAGUAAUUAGAAGAUAGUUGUGAUUAAGAAAGAACGGAAUAAAUUAUAAAAUAAGUGGUUGGUGUAGGACCCAGUUAUUAAUACAAGUAGAAGAAACAUGAGUUUUAAUUUUUUUUUUUUUUUUUUUUUGAGGAAUGAGUUUCGAAUAUGUUACAACUCCUGAUACAAAUACGUAAGUGAAUAGUUUAGUACAAAUAUAUUUAUAAUUGGUGCAAAUCACGACACAGAAGAAGCCACCCUUUGAAACUAGACGGCUCAUAGCAUGCUGCGCGUAAGCCAUGCACUACAGUACUCUCACCUCCCACCUCACCUGUUUCAUCUUUCACACCCUAUUUAUACCCCUUCUUUUUUCUCUCUCCAACUUACCCAUAAAAUCAACUUCAAAUAAAAUAUCAUAUAUAACAUUUAUAAUGAAUUCUAAUUUAAUUUUGCCAUUGAAAUAUCCUGCUGCUACUUCUACAACUUCUAUAGUAGAAGAGAAAUUCUGUGCUUACUAUGAGAGUUGGCUUAAGCAACUUGAAGUUCACCUUCAGCAACUUGUUUUAGGCCGCCACCCAAAUUAUGACGUCGUGGUGGCGACCUUAACAACUCACCACAAGGAGUUCUAUACGGCCAAGUGGGCUGCAGCUAGGGAUGAUGUGUUGUCUUUCUUUUCGCCUCAGUGGGCUAGCCCACUCGAGGCGGCUUUCACCUGGGUUACCGGGUGGAAACCUUCUACUGCGUUUCGCCUUGUGGAAUCCCUCCGUACGACUCGGGCACCGCUCACUAGCCUGGCUCAGCUCACUGAUGAGCAGGCUAGCAGUGUUGCGGCGCUCGGGGCGAGGAUUAAACAUGAGGAGCAAAAGGUGGAGAUGGAUUUGGAGAGGCUGCAGAUGGCUAUUUGUGACUUGAAGAUGGUGGGGUUGGCGAAAAUGUCGAGUCGGAAGGAUGUCAACGAGACGAGCCGAGUCGAAGAUAUGGUGGGGGUGGCUAUGAAAGGGUUGAUGGAUGGGAUGGAGAAGGUUAUGAAGAUGGCUGAUUAUGUUAGGCUUAAGACUUUGAAGGGGAUUUUCGAUGUGCUUACUCCAAGGCAAAGGGUUGAUUUUUUGGCUGUUUUUGCUAUGCUUCAAAUUCAAAUUAGGAAAUGGGGCAAACAGAAGGCUGCUAAUGAUACUGCUAUUAAUAAAACUACUAAUGAUACUACUGCUACUGCUAAUAAUAAUGAUUCUACUACUAUUAAUAAUAUCAAAAAUGUUAACCUUAUUGCUCUCGUUUAGCCGUGGGAUUCUUAUAUACACCCUGGUGUAAGGUGCUUUCAACAGUAUUUUUUGCUCAUUUUGAUGAUUAAUAUUCAUUUAAUUAUCGAUUGAGUAAAAAAUUACCUUAGGUGUACUUUGUGUCUGGGUGUAUAUAAGAAUUUGAAGUUGAAUUAAUUAAUUAAGAAUCAGGUUAAUCUAGUUUUAAUGUUCUAGCUAGUACUAAUUUUCCCCUAGUUAAGUAUUGGUCCUUAUAUUUGGAUCAUAAUAAACAAAACAGAAGCUAAGUUUCUCGUUGAAUGUAGUGCUAUCUCCGGUUCUUGUGGUAUUAGUGUUGUUAUAAAAUCUAAAUAAAAUUAAUGUUA
This is a messenger RNA of Chenopodium quinoa (quinoa), 1616 nucleotides long. Its product is annotated as protein DOG1-like 4. Gene Ontology annotation, biological process: DNA-templated transcription. Lineage: Eukaryota; Viridiplantae; Streptophyta; Magnoliopsida; Caryophyllales; Amaranthaceae. Bases 295 to 1272 code for a protein of 325 amino acids. The record is from RefSeq and is a predicted model, not a curated record. The transcript has a single exon. Gene Ontology annotation, molecular function: sequence-specific DNA binding.